ACUAAAGUCUGUCUAGCGUUGCUAAAAUGUUUUCAAAGUUUGUAAUAUCUGUUGCUCUGUUAAUCCUUCUGAGUCUUAGUAUCGGCAUUCUUAAUGCAAUUGGCGACCGUGCCAAGGAUAAUGGUGAUAUAUUCAUUAUAAACUACGAUAACUUCGAUGGCGAUGUGGAUGACAUAUCGACCACUACCCAAGUGCCUAGGGAAGAGGGCUACAUUGAUAUGGAUGAGAUUGUGCAUGUCUGUAAUACAAGUUUUAUAACACCACUUUCUGUCUUGCAGCAGUUUAAUACCACGGGCAAACUAUUGGAUGAAACUGAUAGAACCAGCAUGUGCUUCAUUCGCUGUUUCUUUGAAAAGACUGGCAUCCUAGAUAACUACAAGCUGAAUGUGGACUUGGUACGCAAAUAUAUGUGGCCAGCAACCGGUGAUUCCAUUGAGUACUGCGAGGCACAGGGCAAGGAUGAGGUCAAUCCCUGUAUCAGAAUCUAUGUUAUUAUCCAAUGCUGCAUGAUCCGAGCCUUGACAGAUGCCAGGAACAAGCCCAUGGUUUAAAUAGCACAAAAUAUAUAAAUAAGUCCAUCAUUGCUUAGAAAAUUACAAAUAGUUUUUAAUAUGCACUAAAUAUAU
Messenger RNA from Drosophila grimshawi, 626 nucleotides. It is a transcript of the gene Obp84a, whose product is annotated as general odorant-binding protein 84a. Lineage: Eukaryota; Metazoa; Arthropoda; Insecta; Diptera; Drosophilidae. Gene Ontology annotation, molecular function: odorant binding. Bases 27 to 551 code for a protein of 174 amino acids. The record is from RefSeq and is a predicted model, not a curated record. The transcript is spliced from 4 exons.